AUGGGCGCCAAGGCUAACCACUUUUGCUGUGAUCACCCAUUUUUACAUGGUAUGAAGGAUACUAGGGUGAGUGAGUUGAUAUGUAAUGAGAGCUCUCCACAGUGGGAUCUCCAGAAACUCAAUAAUCUCAUUUUACCUAUGGAUGUGGCUAACAUUGCACGAAUCCCAUUAGGUAUUCGGGCGCUGCCAGACCAGAUUGUAUGGCAUUAUGAUAACCAUGGUGUGUUCACGGGUGUAGAUAUACAGGAGCUAUGCUUGUUUUGUGGCGACACCAUUGAAAGUGCUCUACAUGUCCUUGUUUUAUGUCCGUUUGCGGUGGCUACUUGGGAUAUUUCUAUGUUGACAAGGCAUGCCCAUCAGGAUGCCCUCAAAUGGGCAGCACCACCAUCAUGCCACCUCAAACUCAACUUUGAUGGAGCAUUUGAUCCUACUUCAGGUAGAGGGGCUGUUGGGGUUGUUUCCAAAGACAGGGAUGGAGGGUUGGCCCUUGCUCUCUCACUCGGGAUUGCGUCUCCCAUCUUCGAAGGAGACUCUGCUGUGGUGGUUGCAGCCGUAAAGGAAGCAAAUGGUGUUGUACACGGACUUGCUCGAUUUGGUUUGCUUACUGUGGACAACUUUACUUGGUUUGAGGUGCCCCCUGGUCUUAUUCAGGACGCCCUAUUUUGUGAUGUGUUGAGUUGGGGUCAGGCGUAA
Messenger RNA from Prunus armeniaca (apricot), 693 nucleotides. Lineage: Eukaryota; Viridiplantae; Streptophyta; Magnoliopsida; Rosales; Rosaceae. The record is from the annotation of a GenBank genome assembly.